Mytilus californianus (California mussel) is the source of this 1930-nucleotide messenger RNA. RefSeq lists its product as uncharacterized. Lineage: Eukaryota; Metazoa; Mollusca; Bivalvia; Mytilida; Mytilidae. The record is from RefSeq and is a predicted model, not a curated record. The transcript has 2 exons. The coding region runs from base 397 to 1824 and encodes 475 amino acids.
ACAACAUGGCUUCAGUGUAGUCUAACUAUUUUCUCAAAGCUCAACAUAUAAGGUUAGUUGAAUACAUUUGAAGUAUUGGGUUUCCGCUAGGAACGAGACCACGGUUUUAGCUUAAGAGAUAAUUAUCAGAUAGCUUCAGUUCUAAAACUGUAAUUUAAUAUCAUUUCAAACUGCAUAGGAACGACAAGUUUACCUCACUCCGUACCGAUUGGAUAGCUUACAAGGCAAAUCUUAUCCAAAUUUGGAAAACAAAUUAAGUGCAAUAUAAGAGGUCAGUUGGUAUACCUGAGGCAUGAUUUCAUCGACACAUCUGAUUAGCAGAUUAUGUAAAUAAGCUGUUUACCUGAGGAGUGAUUUCAUUAACACAUCUGAUUAGCAGAUAAUGUAAAUGAGCUUAUGGAAUCUGUGAAAACACCACACAUUCUUCCAAAUAUUAACAGAGAAGAUUUCACUAGGUCUCACACGCAGGUAUUCAAGCAGACGAUUGACAAUCCACGUGAUCAUGACCUCAAACGAAGACAAACUUUGUGGUCGUUUCAAAAUAGGAAUCGCGGUGUUCAAAGAAAUUUAAAAGGACAAGAUAUUAAUGAAUCUUUAAGUGAUGCCGAUUUAGAUGAAACUAAUACUACCGAAGACGAAAACAAGGGAAAAUCUCAAAAACGAAUAAACUUUCCAAGACUCAAACAGAGAGUAAAAGAGGCUUUCGCGUCGCCCGUUUCAGAUGAAACAAGCAAUGUAAAAAGGGAGUAUUCUUCCGCAUUACGAAUAGGCACCAAUUUGUAUGAACAGCUGAGGAUAAAACAAAAGUUAGAUAAAAGAAACAGUUUUCCAAAAGAUAGGCCUUUAUUAAAAUCCGUCGAUAAAUUUCCAGAAGUGACUUCAUCUCUAACAAAAUUAAGCUACCUAAAGGCAGCAAAAAAUGUAGUUCACUAUGGCGGAGGAUUCUUUGGACGGAGCAGUUAUGCAGACAGGAGAUACAUGGACUUCCGUCGUUCACAGACAAUGCUUAGUCCAUCAGAGUCAAAAACAGGGAACAGCGAACCUCAUUUGGUUAAGAAACCUAUUUAUGGAUCCUUAAAACAAUUAAAUUUGGAUGAUAAAAAGAGGUUUAAGUGCAAGACAGACAUUGAAUCAUGUGAGGUACUGAAAGUUAGUUCACAUGAAAUUAGCGAAAGAGGCUUGGAAGAACAUCGGACGUGUCAUCAUUCGACACAAAAAAGAAAGUUUGAGAAGGAAAAUGAAAAUAAGUCCAAAAAAUCAAAAGAAGAUAUCAUAGAAAUUGAACUUUUGUCAGAAAAAUAUUCGAUAGAUUUUAGUAAGACUUACUUAGAAGAUCUUCAACAAAAACCUGUAGAUGUAAGUAUGGAAGAGGACGUCAUUCGGAACGAAGCAUGGCAAAAAGAUAUUGAUUUGAUCGUUGCCAGACACGAUGUAGAAACGCUAAACGGACGAAAGACUACGAAAGGAAAUAUAAUGCUUACCAAAGCAUCUCAAACAGGAAAAUCGGAUACAUCCGACGGACGGCCCGAAUCGAACGUCAGUUUAGAUAUGCCCGAAGACCAGUUUGGUCCGUCUUCAUAUAAGCCUGAUGAAGGCACACAUAGGCUGUUAAAUGCGGCGUAUUGUAUAAAUCCAUACAAAUGGACAUCGAGGUCAUCUCUUACUGCGGGUGAUAGGACAUGGGUUGAAAAAGCCAUGGAAAGAACGGACAUAAUUGACACGACCAUUUAUGACGGCUUUGCGCGUAAGAAGUCCAAAUCCAUGAUAAAAAAUAGUGACCAUUUAGGAAAAGAAAAAUCCACAGUUUCUUCGAAACCACCUUAACAAUUUUGUGUGGAUGUUUUUCUUGUGCAAUGUAUUAACAUUUUGUUACAUAUUGGAUAAUAUAUUUAUUGUGAUAUGUUGUAACUAUAUAUAAUUUUAAAAAUAA